GCAUGGACACGCUCCGCUCCGCUCGUUUAUUGGUUUGCAGUUUUCUUAAUACAGGGAUCGUGUCGCAUCUGGUCAGUCCCCUGAGCUGAAUCUGAGCCUCUGUCUGUAUCUCAGCAUGAACGGACCGGUCUGCAGCCCCCAGAACGGGGAAUGUGAAGUGGAGACCCUGAAGAGGGCGAUGGGUCUCCAGAACGGGCACCCCCUGACUACAAGUCUGGAGGAGCAGGGCGACGGCCAGAGUUUCCUGAAGGAGGCCUUCAACGUGAUCCUGGAGGAGGUUCUGCGCAAAGGGACCAAUGUGCAGGAGAAGGUCUGCGAGUGGCAGGACCCUGCGGAGCUGUCGGCUCUGCUGGACCUGGAGCUGCGGGAGGGGGGGGAGAACCAGCAGCAGCUGCUAAAGCGCGUCCAAGACGUGGCCAGAUACAGCGUCAAGACCUGUCACCCGUACUUCUUCAACCAGCUGUUUUCAGGCACGGACUACCACUCGCUGGCCGGACGCUUCCUCACAGAGUCCCUCAACACCAGCCAGUACACCUACGAGGUAGCCCCCGUCUUCGUGCUCAUGGAGAAUGAGGUCCUGUCCAAGCUGCGCCACAUGGUGGGCUGGCCGGACGGUGACGGCAUCUUCUGCCCCGGCGGCUCCAUGUCCAACAUGUACGCCAUGAAUGUGGCGCGGUACCGGGCGUUCCCGCAGGUCAAGGUGCAGGGCAUGUGGGCCUUGCCACGCCUGGCCAUCUUCACGUCGCAGGAGAGCCACUAUUCUGUGUGCAAAGCGGCCUCCUUCCAAGGAAUUGGCCUGGAGAACAUCUUCACUGUGAAGGUGGAUGAACGGGGCUGCAUGAUACCAGAAGACCUAGAAGACAAAAUUGAACUUGCUAGAUCUCAGGGCUCAGUGCCCCUACUGGUCAGUGCCACCUCAGGAACCACCAUACAGGGAGCCUUUGACCCACUGGACCGCAUUGCUGACAUCUGCGCCAGGAAUAGUCUGUGGCUGCAUGUCGAUGCUGCCUGGGGGGGCAGUGUGCUGUUCUCCAGCACCCACAAACACCUGCUGAAAGGCAUCGAGAGGGCAGAUUCGGUGGCCUGGAACCCCCACAAGAUGCUGAUGGCAGGACUGCAGUGCUCUGUGUUCCUCAUGAAGGACACCACGGACCUCCUGAAGCGCUGCCACUGCGCCAACGCCACCUACCUGUUCCAGCAAGACAAGUUCUACGACGUCAGCCUGGACACUGGGGACAAAUCCAUCCAGUGUGGGCGCAAGGUGGACUGCUUGAAGCUGUGGCUGAUGUGGAAGGCGGUGGGCAGCCGGGGGCUGGGCCAGCGGGUGGACAAGGCCUUCGAGAACACCAGGUACCUCGUGGGGAAGAUGAAGACAAGGGAGGGCUUCCAGCUGGUUAAUGAGCCGCAGUUUGUGAACGUCUGCUUCUGGUUCAUCCCCCCCAGCCUGAGGGGCAGCGAAGGCACCGAAGGAUUCCAAGAAAAGCUGUCCAAGGUGGCACCAAUCAUAAAGGAGCGAAUGGUGCGCAAAGGCUGCAUGAUGGUGGGCUACCAGCCACAGAAGGGAAGAGUCAACUUCUUCCGGAUGGUGAUCAUCUCCCCUCAGAUCACCCGGAAGGACCUGGACUUUUUCCUGGACGAGAUUGAGAGGCUAGGGAACGAUCUUUGACUUCACCCCGUAGUCAGCACGCAGUACUCUCAUUCUCAGUAGAUGCCUGAUUUCCUGUUCCUCACUGUUCCCAUUUAGUUCUUUAAUAGGUCAGUCUUAUUAGGAAAAAAAAUUCACAUUAAUUAAUGGAAGCAUAGCAAAGGUCGCACAGUAGAACUUUGUGCAUCCCGUCCAUUUCAGUCUUUUCCGCAUUCGUUAAAGGUCACAGCAGCACAUUUUAAUCAGUCCGAUUCUCUCUAGCGUCUCCCUCUCAUAAACAUAAUCACAUAAGGACUAAACUUUUGUAGGAUUUUUUUAAUUAUGUUUUGGGAACACAUUUACGUACCAGAAGAAGUGUCCUUAAGGUUUUAAUUGUGUUGAAUUCACAGUUCAUGACUUUUGCACUCAUGUGUCCUAAACUGUGACUGGUUACAUUAAUGAUAACUUUCUGGAGUGACCUUAUUCAGGUUAAUUGAAAUUGUAAAAAAAAAAAUGUCAUGGAACUGUUAUUUUUCGCCAUUUUGCUGUGGUAACCGCAUUGUUACUGAAGUGCAUUUAAAUAACCAAACAAUACAAGGUUUUCGGAUUCUAUUCAGACAUAUGGUGCAGGUAUUCUUUAAUAAAUGUUGUUUUACUUGCCAA
This is a messenger RNA of Paramormyrops kingsleyae, 2287 nucleotides long. Its product is annotated as cysteine sulfinic acid decarboxylase-like. Gene Ontology annotation, biological process: carboxylic acid metabolic process; taurine biosynthetic process. Gene Ontology annotation, cellular component: cytoplasm. The record is from RefSeq and is a predicted model, not a curated record. Lineage: Eukaryota; Metazoa; Chordata; Actinopteri; Osteoglossiformes; Mormyridae. Gene Ontology annotation, molecular function: pyridoxal phosphate binding; sulfinoalanine decarboxylase activity.